AUGGACGUCUCGGCGGAUCACCACACACAGGCCGGAGGCGAGGAGGAGCACAAGGCCUCCCGCAAUGGGACCGUCCGCCCUGCCAGUGCUACGGAUAAAAAUACCGGGGAGAGGGCCAAAGAAUCGGCCCCCACAUCUCCGCGGUCCUCGGUAUCACCCACCCCGGCCCCAGUUGCAUCAGCAAAUGAGGACAGCGACCCCGCAGUGAAGAAGCCUGCUCCCAGUGGCGGCGCCAAUAAGGCUAAAUCCACGCACGUUGCCGGCAACAGUGCAGCUGCGGCAGCGGCUGCCACCAAGGCCAGCAGUUCAGCUCCAAAGCUCAAAAUGAAAACCUCUGAGAAACCAGAUGCGUCUCUCCAGCAAAAGUACAAAAACCUCAAGCACAAAAUGAAAUGUCUCGUCUAUGCGCAGGAGGGCCUGCUUCGCGACCUACAGGUUGCUCGCAUGCAGCUUUCGCGCGUGAUGAAGGAAAAGAGCUUUCUCUUGGACCGGCUUCUCGAAUAUGAGAACAUCUCAAGCUCAGACGGCGAUACCUCCGAUUCAGACGGACCCUUCAGUGGACCUUCGGCAAGCGGGCCACCAGCCAAGCGGAAGAAAACAGUGCCUGGCGAGGCCAAGCCAGCACCCAAGGUCAAGGCAGAGUUACCCAAGCGCAAGGAAAGCGUCAGCAGUGCCAAGCCCGCGCCCAAACCUGCCAAGAGCAAGGCUGACAGGGAUACUUCCGCUGGUGGACGUACCAUCUCUGCGGUCAGCGACCUUUCUGCUCCCAACAAGUCAAAGGAAAGCAGUAAAACUUCCGACGCCACAAAGACAAAAAAAAGUUUUGUCAACAAAGUACAAGGUCAGUCCGCUCAGGCACCAGUCACGCCAGCAGUUUCAGCCACCCCUACCGAGCGUGUUGCCAAAGAGGACCAACCACCUGUUUCCGCCGUAUCCACCCAUUCGUCAGACCAAAGUGAUCCCAUGGACAUUCAUGGUGACAAUGAACCGGCGUCCAAAUCCUCUGAUGAACCUGCCACGCACGGCAGCAAGAGCAACACCAAGUCGCGGAAAGCCUAUGAUUCAGACUCUGAUUCGGAUGACGAGGACACGCAGGCCGUGCUAGCUAGCCGCAAGCGCCUUCAUGACUCUACCCAAGAUGAUGACGAUGAAGAGGACCCAGACGAAAACGAGGACGAUCAUGGCAACGCCGACGAUGACGACGACGACGAUGAAAACGGCGAUGAUGAUGAGGAGGACGACGACGAUGAUGGUGAUGAUGAUGAGGACGAUGAUGACGAUGAUGGGGACGAAGGUGACGACAAUGGGGGCGAAGACGAUAACUCUGGGUCUGAGUCAGACGAAGAUGAAGAGGGGGAUGAUGCGUCAGAAUCAGGCAAGCCCAAGCAGAACGACGCCGAGACCAGUCCAGCCAGCAGCCAACCCACCUCUCCCGCCGCUCGGGCAUAA
This is a messenger RNA of Monosiga brevicollis MX1, 1449 nucleotides long. RefSeq lists its product as uncharacterized. NCBI's taxonomy places the organism in Eukaryota, Choanoflagellata, Craspedida, Salpingoecidae. The transcript is spliced from 9 exons. Gene Ontology annotation, cellular component: Ino80 complex; nucleus. The coding region runs from base 1 to 1449 and encodes 482 amino acids. Gene Ontology annotation, biological process: chromatin remodeling. The record is from RefSeq and is a predicted model, not a curated record.